AUGACAUUUUUAUAUCGAUGUUUUAGCGAUCCGCUCAGUCAUCGCUCUUCGAGGAAACUUAAGACAAAUAGUUCUCAAAUGAAACGGGAAGAUGAAACAAUUUCUUCGAGUCAAGAUAUUCCUUCAAUGAAAAGCAAGAAACCAAGGAAGGCGAGAACGGCGUUUACCGACCAUCAGUUACACUGCUUGGAGAAAUCAUUUGAACGUCAGAAAUACCUCAGUGUCCAGGAUCGAAUGGAGCUGGCCGCAAAACUCAACCUCACUGAUACGCAAGUGAAAACUUGGUACCAAAACCGACGAACUAAAUGGAAACGGCAGACAGCCGUUGGACUAGAAUUGCUCGCAGAGGCUGGUAAUUAUGCAGCAGUUCAGAGGAUGAUCCAAGCUAACCCUUACUGGUCAAUUCAUUAUCCGCAGGCUGCUAGCAUCAUCUCUAAUCUGGAUGCUUUAUACCUGAGAUACAGCGGAACAAACAGCAUCCAAGGUCAACGACCCAUGCUGCCUCGCACUUUAAUGACGACAGGUGGUCUACAAACAAAUUACGGGCAUUUUCCAUCACCUCAGGUUUUUUCUGAUCACCGGAGUUAAAUUAAGUUAAUGAGCAAAACGAAAAGACAAAAAAGGAAAAGAAGACACACAAAGACAGCAUAUUGACGGACUAAUUAAUAAGCAAAGAGACGGAAUGAUGGCGAACAUAGAGAAAAACACUGAAAAACACUGAAAGACACUGAAAGACAAAGGAAGAUUUUUUUUUUCUAAAUAAAAAUCUUUGUAAAGCUUAUUACUUAAUCAUCUUGAUUCAGGUUUCAAUUCUACAUAAGAUGCGAACGUCAAAGAAAAAAAAUAAUUAUAUAUAAUAUAAAUACCAAAUCAAAAAAAACUGAGAAAUCAAA
Molecule: messenger RNA, 893 nt
Organism: Octopus sinensis (East Asian common octopus)
Lineage: Eukaryota; Metazoa; Mollusca; Cephalopoda; Octopoda; Octopodidae
Product: barH-like 1 homeobox protein
Exons: 3
Coding region: 1-588 (195 amino acids)
Biological process (GO): regulation of DNA-templated transcription
Molecular function (GO): DNA-binding transcription factor activity, RNA polymerase II-specific; DNA binding
Source: RefSeq, a predicted model, not a curated record